AUGAAGUGGCCCACUUCUGACAAGCCUGCGGAAAUGCCUAAUUUUGAGUCUUUGGCCAGGAAAUACCGUUACCAAGUCUUAGGCAGAGCGUGUCGAGAUCAUGGAAUCAACUCGCUGUUCUUUGCCCACCAUGGAGAUGAUCAGGCAGAGACUGUGAUGAUGAGAUUGACCAGUGGCCAUAAGAGACCUGGACUUUUGGGAAUGAAAUCUGAUUCCGAAAUCCCGGAAUGUCAUGGUAUACAUGGCGUUCACGAGAGUGGUGGAAUAGCCCCUAAGUCUUGGAGGGGAAGAAAGGCGCCCGUGCAAUACAAAUCACACCAACCAUUGCCAAACGUGAAGCUAAUACCUCAGCCUAUCCCCGAAACUGGUGGUAUUAAAAUCUAUAGACCCUUUCUAGAUUUUGGGAAAGAGCGUUUGAUCGCUACUUGUCAGGCUGGGGGAAUAGAGUGGUUCGAAGACCAUACAAACAUGGAUCCCACGCUCACGUCAAGGAAUGCAAUCAGGCAUCUUUACAAGUCGCAUACUAUGCCUGCUGCCCUGACAAAGUCUGCCCUUGUCAAGCUGUCGAGCAGAUGCCGGGAAUUGGCCAAUACACAGCUUGAGAUGACGGAGUGGUGUCUUUCGCAGUGCAGCAUCAAACGGUUCGACACCCGCAGCGGUGUUCUGACCGUGCAGUUCAACGAUAUGAACGAUUCUACCAUACCCGUUCUAACUGACAAGAAGCUGGUGGCAGCGAAUGUCUUGAGGCGGAUCAUCAUGCUAGUCACGCCCCAGGAACAUGUCCAGACGUCCGUCGUGUACCGUACCCUGAAGCGGGUAUUUCCCGAACUCUGGCUUUCUGAAGAGCUGCAUUUUGAACCACCCAAGUUCACCGUAGCAGGGGUUCAAUUCGAGCGUCUUACCGAUGGCGCAAAGUGUGAAUGGUUCAUCUCGCGACAGCCUCACAGUACUAGCACAUCCAUGCCAGUCAUCAGCUUUCCCCACCGCAAAGAAUCUUCUUGGUCAGAAUGGACACUCUAUGAUGGACGAUACUGGAUUCGUAUACAGAAUCACUGCAAGGUGCCUCUCUUCAUCCGUCCCUAUCGCAAAGAGGAUCACAACAUGUUCAAGCAGUCGCUUCCUAUGAAAAUGUGGAACCCCUUGCACAAGCUGCUGAAGCAUAUUGCGCCUGUGGAUUCAAGGUACACUCUCCCUGCAAUUUUCGGUCCAGGAGAUGAUGGCGAGGCAAUAGUCCUGGCACUUCCUACGCUGAACAUCGGCCCGCACAAAAUCGAGAAUAUGGUGAAGUGGGAGGAAGAGGUAGUCACUGUUCAUGAGGCUGGAGCUACGAUUAUGUACAUCUUGUAG
Molecule: messenger RNA, 1347 nt
Organism: Lachnellula hyalina
Lineage: Eukaryota; Fungi; Ascomycota; Leotiomycetes; Helotiales; Lachnaceae
Product: putative tRNA(Ile)-lysidine synthase
Exons: 2
Coding region: 1-1347 (448 amino acids)
Biological process (GO): tRNA processing
Molecular function (GO): ATP binding; ligase activity, forming carbon-nitrogen bonds
Source: RefSeq, a predicted model, not a curated record